AAUUGCGGUAACGUGUACUGGUUGUUUUGAAGGACUCGUGUCUGUAAUGGUCGCUAUUAUUUUCAGAAUUGUAAGUCCGUAGUCGUCGGUGGAGUACAUUGGUGAACCUCUGCAAAAAUGAUUACUGGUUUGCUUCAUCAUUCAAUAUUACUUUCAAUUUUCACGACUAUCACUAUUUUAAAUGGAUGUUCAUCAAAUGAAGCCGGUAGAGGACAAAACAUUCUCAAAAGAAUCGACUUUAGCAAGUCAGAUUCAGGUAGAUUUAGCGGCUUAUUGAAAAGAAUAAGGAAAAAUGCCCAAGUUUGCCCAAAUCUCACUGGCAAACCAAAGAGGCAUCAGCAUUUCCUGAACAAGGAUGCCAAUACCAAUAUAAAGCUAUUUUGGAUAGGGGAACAAUUUAAGACACAACUACUUCUUACAACAUUCCAGAUGAGGAUUUUUGUUUUUCGUGUUAGGAAGCAAUCAAAGUUGUACAUAAGUAAUGAUGAUGGGGAAAUCUUCAAUCCAGUUGGCGGAAAGCUAAAAGAUGUUGACAUCAGAACAACGUUUGGUGUUGUAAAGAGUGAAAGGAACCCAUUGAAAGUUAUUCUUAUCGGAUUCAGUCGUUCAUUGCAAUCUUCAACCUUGUACAUAAGUGUAGAUGGAGCAAAGAAGUGGAACGCUGUCAGCAUUCCAUUUCGUGUGAGGCAAGAUGAGCCUAUCAUACCUCAUCCAAGCAAAGAAGAAUGGCUUCUCGCUCUAGAAGAUGGACCGUCAAUGGCGGUGUGGCUCUCUAUUGACUUUGGAUUCAACUGGAUGAAAAUGAAGGACCAGGCAUAUUCUGUAAAAUGGGGAGCGGUAACUGGACGUGAUGCAGAUGAGAGAGUUAUCUUUGUUACAGUGAAAGAAAGUAUGGCAGGAAUAUUUGUUGGCCAUGAAAGUGCACUUUGGAGGUCAAAAGAUCUUGGCAAAAGUUUUUCAUUACUUCACGAUCAUGUGUACAGUCUUGGCAUUCAGGGAGUCUUUCUAUUUAUAUCAGUGGAUUUAGACAAGAAGGCUGGAUUGCGCGUGAUGCAUGUUUCCAAAAACAAUGGUGAUGUUUUCCACAGAGUCCAUGUGCCCGAAGUUACUCCUGAAAGGUUCUAUGCCAUAUUGGAUAUGAGCGAAGGUCAGAUAUUCUUGCACGUCGACGAACCAUCAGACACGGGAAAGGGAACGUUGUUUGUGUCAGAUGCCGACGGUAUUAUGUAUUCGCAAUCACUGGAAAAUCAUUUUUACACCAACGAUGGAAUAACAGACUUUUUUAGAGUGGAAUCUAUGAGAGGCGUUUUCUUAACCCAUCAACUUCAGGAAGGUAAUACUUUAAACUCAUUGAUCACUUUUGAUCGUGGUGCAACAUGGAACGCUUUGUAUCUUGCUGAUGAGCAAUGCCGAGGUGCUAUUUCAAAGAAGGAUUCAAAAUGCUCGCUGCACUAUCAUCACACAUUCAGUCAGCAAAAAGGUCAUCUUGUGCAAGGCCCGUUGAGCUCGGCUAGUGCUCUAGGAAUAAUCAUGCUUCAUGGUGUUCCUGGUGAUGCACUUCACACCAACAACACCAGUGUUUACUUGUCACGCAAUGGCGGAUAUAACUGGACAAAGGUUCUUGAUGGACCACAUCAUUAUGCCAUUGGAGAUCAUGGCAAUUUAAUUGUUGCCGUACCGAGAGAUUUUCAAAGCAACAUUACUGGAAAAUAUCUACAGUAUUCAUUAGACCAAGGUCGUUGCUGGAAUACUUUCAAGUUUACCGACGAUCCGAUGAUGAUAAGAGGGCUCGUCACUGAACCAAACUCAAAGAAACGCACAUUCAGCAUUUGGGGAGUUAUAGAGGGCGACAAGGAGAAAACAUGGCAAGUUGUCACUGUGAACUUUGAAGACAUCCUAACUCGAAGAUGUAACAUUGGAGAUUAUGAAUACUGGUCCCCCCACGCUAUUGGCAGAAAAGACGGAUGCUUCUUGGGAACAAAAGAGGCAUAUCCAAGGGUAAAGCCAGAGGUUUUCUGCUACAGUGGAGACGAUUAUAAGCCAAAAAUUACGAAAGAACAUUGUGUGUGUACUUUACGUGACCUUGAAUGUGAUUAUGGCUUCAUCAAAGAUGAUGCAGGCAAGUGCUUUAGAGAUGGUUCUGUGAAGCUCGAAAUUUGUAGAACUGGAAGUGAACAGAAAGUUGAGGAGGGCAAAGGGUAUCGGAGAAUACCUGGAGAUCGAUGCAAGGGUGGAAAAGAUGCCCUGGUUCAGAAAAUGAUUAAUUACAUAGAUACGAGAGUUCCGUGUAAAUCAGAGGAAUUGGAAUCUUACGGGUUGUCUCAUCAAGUUGAAGCAAAACGUUCCCGAAAGGGUGCAAAUAGCAAGGGUUUUCUUGUGUUUGGAAUUAUUCUCAUCAUAUUGGUGUUAGUUGGUGCUGUCAUCUUAAUUGCCCGGAAGUUCAUAAGCUCUCAAAACAGUUUUGCAUCUUUUCGCUACUCGCAACUCUCCAGCAAUGAGUCAGAUGAGCUAAUUGAGGAAGUGAAUGGCUACGACCCCAGGCCAAGGGGGGUUAGGCCAUACCAAGAUGAAUCGGACUUCGAGUCUGAUGCAGAAAUGCUCAAAUUGUGACCAGAAUCUAUUGGCGUGUUUUUCUGGAAAUGAAAGUGAUUUGACAGUUGCUCUGGUGCUUCUAUUGUAGGUCUGAUGCAGCUAUAUAAAUACCUCUAAACCUUGAUGGAAUUGUUUUCCUGUGUUAAGCUUAUUGAAUAGCUUUCAUCUAUUAUUAACCACUAAAUCCCUGCAUGAUGACGUUGGUCAUGCGUCUGUCAUCGUCUAAUAAAGCCCCCCCUAUUGGUGAAUUCUGUUAACUUUUUUAAAUCCCUUUACUUAUUUAGAGGUCAGAAAAGAACCAUCGUGAUAUUUGUCAAUAAGUAAGUGAUGCGAGACUCUUGGCUAUUGGUUAAGCUAAAGAGCUAAAGUUGCUUUCUUCGAGGAAAUAAGCGUAAACGAAAAUUAGUGCCAAUUUGAGAACUCUGUGUUUGUUUUAUAACUCCUUGAUUUUAGCUUAUGUUUUUCGCUAGGUGCUUUAUCACAAGUUUCUUGUGAUAAUUUUCUUUACAAGGAUAUGUUAGAACAGGAAUAUUCAAAAGCAUACAUGUCACAGAUAAAAUAAAAGGUACCCAUUAAUGUAUAGGUUAGUUUGUUUUGUGUUGCAAAAUGAUUUCACACUGUUAUUAAAUCAGUUCUACAAACGUAGACAAUGUAUUGCUGAAUUCGCAUUAACUUCAUUUGAAUUGGAUUAAAUUGAUACUUGUAUGACUUUUUUGCAUGCUUGUAUGACACGUAAAUUUCAUUUGCAUUCUAAUAUUUUGGUUUUAUUUUCCAAAAAUAACGUAGGUCAUUAUAUUUUAACUCAGUGUUAACGUUGCUGUUCGCAGGGCAUUUCAUUAAAGGGGGAAAAUGGUCUUUUUUAUCCCUUUUUAUAAUCAAGUACAAUUUUACAGGCCCUCAGUACCUUCACUACAUACAAAAAUGCAUUAUAACAGAACUUAAAUUAUUCCCGGUCGAGAUUAAACCUGUCCCAUGGCCAGUUGAAUAAAAAAGAACAAUCAUAAUGGGAGCAAUUGUGUUUUUAAAGCUGAAAUGUAAGCUGUUAUAUGACGCUGAAUCAUGUAUACAUAAUGGUGGCCGAAUAUAUCUAUAUUACCGGGAACUCUCUUUUCAUUCGAUUAAACUCGGGUAUUGUUCUGUUGAUAUUGUUUUGUGAGCCUUUGUCAACAUAUAAUGUUGAAAUGUCAUAUGACGACGGUCUUGGAACGUAAUACCCCUUAGUUACCUUAUAUAUAUAUAUCUAGAAUAGAAAGGCCUAGCAGAGUUUACGAUGUUUUUCUGUUGAACCGUAGAAAGAAGUAUUUAUUUUCACUGUAUACGACUUUUACUUAUGCAGCUUGCAAGCAAAAAUAUUUCCCUCUAUUUGUAUAUUCAGAGAUGAGUUAAUCUGCAAUCUUUUAAACAGGAAUUAUUGGUAAUGAGCAUUAUUUUACGAAAUAUUUGUCUUUUUGCAUUAGCAACUUUUGUGCAUAUUGCAAAAAUGCAAUUUUGUUGAUUGAUUUUUAAUAAAUUGAAUCAUUACAAAUACCAUACAAAUACCAUAAUGGUUUUGAAGGUUGGCAAAAUGAUAAAGAUUGCCCUCUAGCUGCAAACAACGGCCAGCAUUUGGACAAAUGAUAGCAUGUGAUAGUGUGAACUGCAGUGGUGAAUGGUUCCAUUAUCCCUGUGUGCAAAUUACAAGAGCUCCAAAAGGUUCCUGGUUCUGUAGGCAAUGUCACAGGGAAAACGACAACAAUACUGCAACUGUUAGAGGCUCUUUCUAAAUUUUUCCUCUGGUGAAUUAAGGGAUUUUUAAAAUGGCUCCCUUUUCAUUCAAUUCUUCCUCAAUAAGAAAACCUCUGUCUGCCAAGAUACAGUCACCAACAUUUACCUUAUUUAGAAACCCAGAAUCAGCUGCUAUUUUCUUGUCUGAUACUCGACCACCCCACCCUUCUGAUAGAAACAUCACAGCACCUGCUUGACUUAUUCCGAUAAGGUAUUUGGAAGUGUUAUUGUGCUUGUAGUUAGACCAGGUUCGUGCACGAGCAGUCAGAUUGGAAUGACGUUCUAUAAAAAUUUCGCUACAAUCAAUUAUACAAACACGGUCUCUGAACUUCUUUUUGAAUGACUUUGGCAGAUUUUGGCGUAUUGUUUAUCUGUCUGGCCAGAUAAUCAGAUUCUUCAUGUGUUUUGCUAAUGCUGGUAACCAUGCUCUAAAUAUUUUUGAUACUGUAGAAUCAGGUACUUGAAACCUAAAUGCUAGAUCUUUGUUUAAAAGGCCAAGUCGCAGUUUCAUAAAUACCAUUAGAACAUGGUCAUUAACAGACAUACUAGAAUGAUAAGAUCUAGCUUUGUCUUUCACAAGUGAGCUUACCC
Molecule: messenger RNA, 4947 nt
Organism: Rhopilema esculentum
Lineage: Eukaryota; Metazoa; Cnidaria; Scyphozoa; Rhizostomeae; Rhizostomatidae
Product: sortilin
Biological process (GO): endocytosis; Golgi to endosome transport; vesicle organization
Cellular component (GO): membrane; Golgi apparatus
Molecular function (GO): protein binding
Source: RefSeq, a predicted model, not a curated record